GAGUUUUCCGGGGGGCUAGGGGAUUGUGGGGAAUUUGACAGGGCUAGUGACUUCCGGCUGUUGGAGGAAUUAACCUUUUCGACGGUUAUUUCUUUGGAGACGGCUCUCCAGUAAGUUGUCAAGAUGGCGAUCCGCCCGGUUUACAGGCCCAAUAUUGUUAAGAAGAGGACGAAGAAGUUUAUCAGACAUCAGAGCGAUCGUUAUGACAAACUCAAGAGGAACUGGCGUAAACCCAAGGGUAUUGACAACAGAGUUCGCAGGCGUUUCAAGGGACAGUACUUGAUGCCCAACAUUGGUUACGGAAGCAACAAGAAGACCAGACACAUGCUCCCCACUGGAUUCCGCAAGGUCCUCGUACACAAUGUCAAGGAACUCGAAGUCCUCAUGAUGCAGAACCGCAAAUUCUGCGCUGAAAUUGCCCACGCUGUCAGCAGUAAGAAACGCAAGGCGAUCGUCGAACGUGCCCAGCAGCUUUCAAUCCGUGUGACGAAUGCUAAUGCACGUCUGCGGUCUGAGGAGAACGAAUAAGCUACUGGUAUUUGUACUAUACGUCUAAUAAAACUCAAAAAACCUGAAAA
Molecule: messenger RNA, 578 nt
Organism: Diachasma alloeum
Lineage: Eukaryota; Metazoa; Arthropoda; Insecta; Hymenoptera; Braconidae
Gene: RpL32
Product: 60S ribosomal protein L32
Exons: 4
Coding region: 124-528 (134 amino acids)
Biological process (GO): translation
Cellular component (GO): ribosome; cytosolic large ribosomal subunit
Molecular function (GO): structural constituent of ribosome
Source: RefSeq, a predicted model, not a curated record